GCACAAACUAACACUUGUACGAUGUGUGUAUACUUUUGGCAUGUUGGAAAGUUUGGAUUGUAUUGCAAAUGUUGAUGUUGGAGUAUUGAGAAGAAUGUAAAGAUAGAGCCAAGCAUGGGGGGCUGUAGGCAAGGAAAAGUUCAAUGUCUUUUGGUUCCUAAGACAGGUCUAAACACACCAUUUCAAGGUGGCUUGUUAAAGGAUGUAGCUGAAAGUGUUAUAAAGUGGGCAAAGGAUGGCUUGGAAAGGAGAGGCAUUGGGGAAUCAAUGUACUUGAAUGAGCUAGCAGAGGAUGUUAUAACAGGUGUGAAACCAGUUGAGAAGCUUUUGCAGAUGUAUAAUGAAAAGUGGGGAAAAAAUGUUGAUCCUGUGUUUGAGGAGCUACGCUACUAAGUUGAACUUGAUUCUCAUGACAAAACGCCUU
Quercus lobata is the source of this 424-nucleotide messenger RNA. Its product is annotated as glutamate--cysteine ligase, chloroplastic-like. Gene Ontology annotation, biological process: glutathione biosynthetic process. Gene Ontology annotation, molecular function: glutamate-cysteine ligase activity. Bases 115 to 393 code for a protein of 92 amino acids. NCBI's taxonomy places the organism in Eukaryota, Viridiplantae, Streptophyta, Magnoliopsida, Fagales, Fagaceae. The record is from RefSeq and is a predicted model, not a curated record. The transcript has 4 exons.